This is a messenger RNA of Necator americanus (New World hookworm), 2862 nucleotides long. RefSeq lists its product as uncharacterized. The transcript is spliced from 24 exons. Gene Ontology annotation, biological process: amino acid transmembrane transport. The record is from RefSeq and is a predicted model, not a curated record. Bases 1 to 2862 code for a protein of 953 amino acids. Gene Ontology annotation, molecular function: protein binding; L-amino acid transmembrane transporter activity. Lineage: Eukaryota; Metazoa; Nematoda; Chromadorea; Rhabditida; Ancylostomatidae.
AUGCGUCGCAUUCACCUGCUAACGACGAUAAUCCACACUGUGACUGCUUUUACUGUCUUACCUUACAUUCAAAUCGAUUAUGCUCAUUAUUUUCGCUUGGCGCAAUGCCAAGCAAAGUGUACACAGAAGUACGGUGUGCCUUCUACUCGUACUCUUCUAGACGGGACAGUUCAAGAGUAUCUGGACGUUAAAAACUCGGCUUGUGAAGCGUGCGAAUCUGGUUGCCAUCAACAUCGUCGCUCACAUGGCAAGGGUAUCCGUGGUCCAUCGAAUCCUGCCACUGACAAUGGACAUAGAUUUUGGAUGGAAAGUAGUGCUGACGUUGCCAAAGCAGGUUCAACCCUCGUAUCAUCAGUUCAGCUGCUUUGUCAAAAUCCAUCACUUGAUGAGGAGUUUGGCGAGUCUUCUGAAGGGUUUGUUGCCAUCUCGCUUCUAAGGCCAAGCGGACCCACUAGAUUUGUUCUGCAAUGGAAACAACGAACGCAAGCAAUGGGUUUCUACGAUGAAAGUCAGUGGAUCACAGCAUCGGUUGAAUCUGAUACAUUGUUCAAAGUUAAAGGACUUAUCCCAGGAGUUCAAUACCGUUUCAUGGUCACCGCUGUAGGACCAGGUGGAAGGCUUGGUGAAACAAUAGCUAGCUCAUGGACAGAGAUUUCGAGUGCUGGAGGGCCAAGGACAUCAGCUUCUGCAUUAACCAUAAGGAAUGGAUAUAACUCUGAUCGUGGAAUAACUGCACAUUUGGAAUGGCCGAGAACCGCUCAGGAUUCAUGCUAUUAUAAACUUCAGUUGAGUAACAACACUCUUCAAUUGGACAUGGAUAUUGUUCUGGACGCGUCCUCAUCGAUUCUGCUUCCUCAUCUUGAAUUCGACUGUAACUACGCGGUUUCACUCGCUACAACCGCAUCGGAUAGGAGUCAAAUUGGAAAGCCGGUGACCACCAAUUUUAAAUCGCUUCAAUGCAAAGAUGUGCACGGGCGAGGAAGCCUCCAGUGCUUACCGGAAGCUGUAUCUGACCUGUCGAUUGUUGUUCGCUCAAAUGGCUCGGCAUCAAUUUCGUGGAAACCAUCAGCCGAUCCAGAAAAUAUACUCUUCUAUCAGCUUCUAUAUCAUGCAUUGUCCAGUGAAAAUGGCUGUCAGGAGCAAGAAGGGAUCAUCAACAUAGAAGCAUCAGCAACAUCUGCAGUCGUGGAUUUCCCUGGCGAAAAUUGUGAGUACGUUGUGCGCCUGGUUAAUUACGACGUGGUCGGUCGAGAUGCGGUCCCUCCACGAAGAGAGAGGAAGGAGCAGGAGGGACGGCAUCAAUGGCUCGUUGAUUUUCCACUCGCUAGAGUUAUAAUGGUACCGUUUUGCACAAUCCUUGUACACGCGUUGCAUCCACGAGCGAGCGGUCAAAAAUCAAUGAGGUCUCCUCAGCGGGCUAUUCAAGUAAAACCAAUCAAUAAUGGGUUGCUGACGGACCGUAACGUGUACAGAGGUGGUAAAAAAGUACACAUGUUUCUGGAAGAACACGAUCCAUCGAAUAUGACAGCAGGGACAAAGCAGAGCAGUUUUGUUACGGUAUUUGCACUAUGGAACACAAUGAUGGGCGUUUCCCUAAUCAGUAUGCCGUGGGCCCUGAAUCAGGCAGGACUCUUCUUCGGAUUCUUUAUUUUCCUAGCCAUGGGAUUGUUGAAUUUCUACACGACAUAUAUAGUGAUUCAGAGUCCGAAAAGAAUCAGAGAUAAAGUCGACCACUCAACGGUGGAAUUCACGGAAAUUUGUCGUAUCUACCUCGGACGUGUAGGCGAAAUUACAGCUAUCAUAUUUUCAAUGUUUAUUCUAGCUGGUGCUAUACUUGCGUAUUAUGUGCUGAUGUCGAAUUUUCUUUAUUUCACCGGAAAACUUAUUUAUCAACUGGCACAUCCUUCGAAUGAAACGGUAACGAUGCAUGAACCGGAUCGAUGUGGUUUUCACUGUCAAAUGGAUCAAAGUUUAUCUCCGGAUCAAUCCUACAAUUCAACCGAACCACCGAUUCUAUUUGGGUUGAGAUUCGAUCAGAUAUGGCAGCUCAGGCUCACUGUCCCUAUCUUGCUGGCUAUUGUCACAUUUCCGGUGCUGAACAUCAAAUCGCCAACAUUUUUCACAAAAUUUAACGUAUUGGGCACGAUAUCCGUGCUUUACCUUAUAUUUUUCAAUGCCGCACAUUUAAUAAAAUGUGGUGCUCAUGUGUCAUUCACUGAUGCUGCGGCAGAAACGUACGCGGCAGGCUUCCAUUGGAAUUUCCCAGCGUUGACGGGUACACUCACCCUGUCAUAUUUCAUUCAUAAUUGUAUAAUAACAAUUAUGCGACAUCAACAGAAUCCGGAAAAUAACACAAGGGAUCUUUGCAUAGGAUUUGGUUUGGUGGCGUUUAGCUAUAUUUUUGUGGCCGUCACAUUCUACCUUGCAUUCCCGUUCCAGAAAUCUUGCAUACAUGAUAAUCUUCUCAACAACUUCAGUGCUGGUUAUGCUUACAGUGCCGUGGCACGGAUUCUUAUUUUGUUCCAGCUGUGCACGAUACUCCCUCUUAUAGCGUUCUUUGUUCGUACACAACUUUCCUGCUUCAUUUUUAAGAAGUCUUAUCCAGGGUUUGGCUAUGUAUUACUUCUCAGUGUUACUGUUGUUGUAUGUGGUGCGCUAAUAGCGAUAUUUUUCCCCAAUAUUGGAAGCAUUAUUCGAUAUGUUGGUGCAGUUUCUGGUAUGAUGUAUUCGUAUGCGCUGCCAUGUCUCGUUUAUAUGCAGGAAGAACGUGCUGCGGGAACGUUAACCCCGUUAAAAAUCAUUAUUCAUAGCGUGAUCAUAAUAUUUGGUGUGGCAAAUCUUAUUGCACAAUUUUUGUUAUGA